Zea mays is the source of this 490-nucleotide messenger RNA. RefSeq names its product COX VIIa-like protein. The transcript has 3 exons. The coding region runs from base 91 to 294 and encodes 67 amino acids. The record is from RefSeq and is marked validated. Lineage: Eukaryota; Viridiplantae; Streptophyta; Magnoliopsida; Poales; Poaceae.
UUUGUUUCGGUUGCGUCAGGUCAGCCUCCCUCUCCGGAUCCCCCACCUGCUCCGCCGCCGGCCAACGCAUCGCUCCCCUUGGCAGCCAGGAUGACAGAAGCACCAUUUCUGCCACGUGAGAGGCUCUUCAAGCUGCAACAUCAUUUCCAGAACAUGACCAAGCACACCUACCUGAAAGGGCGCUACGAUGUGAUCACCUCCGUUGCCAUCCCUCUUGCACUUGCUGCCUCCAGCAUGUUCAUGAUUGGGCGUGGAGUUUACAACAUGUCUCAUGGAAUUGGGAAAAAGGAGUGAUCUACCACGGGUUAACUAGUUUUUCUACUUGGCAUGGAAGUACCAUCCAGACUAUGAAGUCUUCUUUGCUUGCUAAAUAAUACUGUCAAAGAACAAGUCGACUACAUUUUUGCAUCAUAUUUCUGUUUGUAUUUGUGGAUAUGAAAUGCCAUCAACUUGAAGAUCAGCAUUGUUACUAUUUUGGUUAAUUACUCCA